GGGGGAGUAUUCGGUAUGAAUACAGUUGUGUACACAUAUACACAAAUACCUAUACGACUAAGGACCCUGAUAGAUAAGUGUCCUAGACAAACGAUGUGACCGUAUGUAACAGCUCGCAAAACAUGAAAUUUAAAGGAGGGAACGUCAGCGUUAAUAAUCGUGCGACCAUGGAUGUUCGAACACUGUGCAGUGUGAUGAUGGUUCUAAUUCCAGUCAUUGUGGCAGACAAUGUUAAGGUGGAAUACUAUAGUACCACUACUUUUAAGUGCGAUAGCAUGGACUUGAAUAUCACCACCAUUCCUAGUAACGCUAACAACAUACAAGCAAAGUACUGGAUUCUCCCGUCGGGCGAAAGGAUUGACAACACUUCAACUUCCGAAAUGAAGAAAGGUGAAUUAUCUUGGUCCAUUUCUGAUUGGUCCAACUACAGCCUCACUGUAAGAAAUGUAGACGAUGACGAUUUCGGUUUAUAUUAUUGUAUCAUAGUGAGGACCAACUACCACCUGGAUGUCGUACAGAAAGGUUUAAAUAUCGACGGACCUGAUUAUUCCAAAUUAAUGGAGCGUUAUCGACACAAUGCGAUGAUUGGUGGAAUAGCCGCUGCUGUACUUUUUGCCGUCAUCUGCGGAGCCUGUCUGAUAAAUCACUUCCGGUAUAGUUCCAAAAGAAGUAAAGAUCGUAAGGAGGGGCUGGAGCUUGAUGGAGGAUAUUACGACAAUGCAGCAGCUGAUUCCGGCAUCGAUGGAGUUAAAGGCAACGUAGAGGCCACUGAAAAGUUGUAGCGAAUUAAAAAACAAACUAAUUUGUAUCUAGUCUUAUUUGAGUGGAAACACUUAAAGAUCCUCUGUUUCCGGCACAGACUAAUCAUGAUCGAUUGAAAACAAAAAAAUAGACCGUAGUAAAUUUGUAUACCUUUACAAUACCAGAACAUAAUAUCAUAUGCUAUUAGCUCUAAAAGUCUUUCCCUCAUUCUUUUAAAUGCAAAGGGGGGUAAUUAAUUGCAUCCCGAAGGAAUUCUAUGGUACUCCGCCACCAUGUUUUGUAUGUAUCUUUCGGUGUUAUAAGAGAUCAUUAUUAGGACAUUUUUAUUAUCAUUAUUUUUCCAUUGGUUUAUGUGUUUUAUACCGAAGAUGUCAUUUUAAACAUUUUUGUGAGAAGCAGUAUAUAUAGAACCUGUGGACAAUGUAGCAUUUUUAAAUGUAGAAUUAAAGAAUUUAUCGAAUUUUCAUCAUAAAUAAUAAACAUAUAUGAAAAUCCCUGUCUAUGAGAUCUGCAAAGUGGCGUGAAUAUGUCCAGUAAUAUAUGAUAAACAGUUUCGUGAUGUCACGUAUAACAAUAUAGAUAUAUAACUCCCCUUGGAUUAAACUCCUCGUCAGAAGUCUUAUCUAGAAGAUGGAUGUUACCUAGGGUGAGGACCAUAUAUCCCUAAUAAAGGGCUAUGUCUAAAAGAUUGGAACAAAGUGAUUGCUGGUUAUUAAUGGUGUUUGUGCUUCCCUAAUGGAACGUUGUGAAUAGUCACUUAAUAUCGCUAUAGGCAUCACGUACGAAGUAUGUUUAUACCUUCAAGAUUAUAACCCACGAACAGCCCUUAUGUUGUAGCAAAUAUAUUCAGAACAAAAAAUGUGAACUAUGUAUAGUUUUUAGUUCAAUAGUGUAAGUUUAUGUGUUACCCUAUGUACUUAAUAAGUAAAACAGAGAAAUAAAUGUAAAUGUAUGAUCGUUGAUAUGUACGUGAACAAGUUGAAAGUCAUAAUAAAUGUUUCCUUUUUUAUUCUUCCUCCAUCA
Messenger RNA from Pecten maximus, 1785 nucleotides. RefSeq lists its product as uncharacterized. NCBI's taxonomy places the organism in Eukaryota, Metazoa, Mollusca, Bivalvia, Pectinida, Pectinidae. The record is from RefSeq and is a predicted model, not a curated record. The transcript has 2 exons. Bases 123 to 782 code for a protein of 219 amino acids.